This is a messenger RNA of Leptopilina heterotoma, 2039 nucleotides long. It is a transcript of the gene Irbp, whose product is annotated as X-ray repair cross-complementing protein 6. The transcript is spliced from 10 exons. Gene Ontology annotation, cellular component: Ku70:Ku80 complex; nucleus. Bases 172 to 1971 code for a protein of 599 amino acids. Gene Ontology annotation, biological process: cellular response to gamma radiation; double-strand break repair via nonhomologous end joining; cellular response to X-ray. The record is from RefSeq and is a predicted model, not a curated record. NCBI's taxonomy places the organism in Eukaryota, Metazoa, Arthropoda, Insecta, Hymenoptera, Figitidae. Gene Ontology annotation, molecular function: telomeric repeat DNA binding; DNA helicase activity; double-stranded DNA binding.
ACGUUGGUGACGUGAAUGGCGAGAGUGAAAUGUGAAACUCCGCAAAUGUAAAAACAAGAUAAGAAGCAGAAAAAGUUAAUAAUUUUGUUGUUUAAAUUCGUUUAAAUUAAGUUUAUUUUUUAGAAGUAAAGAACGAAACUAUAAGGAAAAAAAGUCAGAAAAUUAUAAACCAUGGCGGAAAAUACGCAGGCGGAAUCAUAUUUCACCAACACUUUGGGAACACAGCAACUUCAAGAGGAAAUAAGUGAUCAGGAUCAUAUUGAACCUCGACAGGCGAAUCUUUUUCUAAUAGACACAUCGCCUGCUAUGUUCGAAACAAGCGGCGAUAACGAAGAAUCACCUUUCAUGAGUAGUAUUUUGCUCUAUAAAAAUAAUAUGCAAAUGCUGUGUGCAUUUAAUCGAGACGAUCAAAUGAGUUUAAUGCUUUUCGCAACAAACGAAUGGGACCAAAAUCCAGAAACGAGAAAUGUUUUCACAGUUCAAAAAUUUCAUAAAGUUACCCUUGAAAUGCUGAAGGAAAUCAAAGGAAAAAUUGAAAAUAAUGCGGAAUAUUUUAAUUUACUGAGUUCGCCAACGGAAUAUCCUCUGCACGAUGCUCUCUGGCAUGCGGCACAGGCAUUUUCAGCCGUGAGGACAGUUGUAAUUUCUCGUAAAAUAAUUCUUUUAACAUGUCAAGACAAUCCCUAUGCAGACAAUCAAGGGGAGUGUAACAGAAUUAGAGCAAGAGUUGCGACAUUCAAAAAUCUUGGAAUUGAUUUUCGAGUAAUUGGCUUAAAAAAUGGAUUCAAUCAUAUAUCGUUUUACAAAGAUCUUGAAAUAAUUUCCAGUGGAAUGAAUUCACAAAUUUAUAAACCACUUCAACUUAAUGAUCUUGAGGCGGAAAUUCAAUUUCCCUCGAGAACAAUAUCGAAUAUUUCUUGGAUGUUUAGCCAAGAUGUCGUUGUUCCAGUUUCUAUUUAUACAAUUUCAACAGAGACCAAAUUUCCGGAUCAGGUUUAUUGUAAUAAAGAAAACAAUGAAAUUUUGAAAGGUUCUACAGUGUUUAAAAAAACAAAUGAAGAAUUUGUAGAUGAUUCUGAUGAUGAGGGAAAUGAAGUGGCGUUUGAUUCCAAAAUUGUCGCUCCUGGUGGAUUGGCAAAAUUUCAAGAGCACGGAGGUAGAAAAAUUGUAGCUGACUCGAAGGAAUUGAAUUCGAUGUUCAAUCAUUUUACGAAGGGAAUUGAAACACUUUGCUUCAAGCCCAUUGAAUGCGAUCCCAUGUAUCACGUGGAGGGUCCGAAAUUUCUCACUAUCGGCAAAACAGAAGCAAGCGAAUCGCAGAAACAAAUUUUCGACACUUUGGUUGAUAGAUGCGUGGCUAGAGAAUUGAUGAUUGUCACUCGUGUUACUGCUAGAAUACAUUCGACCCCGAGUUUAUAUUAUUUAUAUCCAGAUGCGGGGAAAGGUGGCUUUUAUAUGUACAAAAUGGCUUAUGAAGAUCAUGUUCGUAAUUUAGAUAAACCUCUAUCAACUUGGAUUUACAAAGACGAUUGGCCACAUUAUCCGGAUGAAGGCGCGACGGACAUUUUCGAGAAAAUCGUCAAGAAGACGAGAAUAAAGUACGAUCCGAAGUUGUUCAGGAAUCCGAGACUUGAAACUUUAGUGGCAAAUAUCGAAGCUUUGGCUUUGGAGUUGAAUGAAGUGUCCAUACCUCCUGAUUCCACACUUCCAUCGAAAAAACUUGAGCAGCGACUCGAGGAAAUAUUGCCCGAAUAUAGGAGAUAUUUCUCAGAUGAUGACUGCGAAGUACCUGCAAAGAGAAUGAGACUCAUGGAUGAUGCGGUCAUACUCGAUCAUAUACGAGAUAGAACUGUGAAUAAAUUAACAGUUGCAGCAUUAAAAGAAUUCUUGGUGCACAAAAACGUUCCAGUCGGCAAUGCAAAAAAAGCCGAGUUGGUGGAUAAAGUUUACCAGUUCCAUCAAAAUCGUUAAAAGUUAAAAAAAAAGUUACUUACUUUGAUUCAAAUAAAAAUUUACCCGUUUCCUUUUUCAGUGUUUAA